This is a messenger RNA of Myotis lucifugus (little brown bat), 3623 nucleotides long. It is a transcript of the gene UCKL1, whose product is annotated as uridine-cytidine kinase 1 like 1. Gene Ontology annotation, cellular component: cytoplasm. Gene Ontology annotation, molecular function: kinase activity; ATP binding. Bases 1806 to 3464 code for a protein of 552 amino acids. NCBI's taxonomy places the organism in Eukaryota, Metazoa, Chordata, Mammalia, Chiroptera, Vespertilionidae. The transcript has 13 exons. The record is from RefSeq and is a predicted model, not a curated record.
GAGUUAAGUUAGGGUUUUUCAAAAUGCUGACACGCCGAGCUCAAAAGGUUCGCCAUCACUGCCCUAGAGGGUCAGCCCCAUGAGGACAGGGACUCGGACUCCUUAACCCUGGAUGUGCUGUUGGAGAAAUGGGCACCUGUGGCGGUGCCUUCUCCUCAGGUUGUGUCCUGGUUUGGUCCAGGUGGGGUUGGGGCUGCAGCUGUGGGGUGCAGGGAGGCUGGCCCAGAGCAUUGGGAAGGAGGGGUCCUGCCAGGGGUUCCAGGGUGGUGGGGCAGGGCUGCAGCCCCAUUCCUGCACCUGCCCUGAGAAAGACACCCUGAGCCCUCUGUCCCUGAGCCCGGCCCUGGUGAACCAGCCCCCUCUCUCCCCACCCCCGGCCUCAUUUUACUCCCCCAGCAGACUUCCCUCCACCGGGAUGGGGUGUCAGGCAGGAGUGGAAGCCUUGGGUGCCUGCCCCCACUCUGCAGUGCUGGCCAGCCCCCCAUCUGCCCAAGCCCAGGGUCAGGAGGGAAGCUCCUGUGGGCAAAGACGGACAGGCCAGUCGCGCCUCCAGAUGCCUCUGGUGGGUGUAGACACACCCACGUUACCUAGGCAGGCAGGAGAGGCCCCUUUCAGAUGUUUGAACCCAACCCUAUCUGGAAUUUUCUCUCCGGUGAGGUUCUGGCAGCUGUUAGGGAUGUUGUUGGAAGCUGAGUCAGGAGGAAAGAAAGCUGGCCCUGGCCGGUUUGGCUCGGUGGUUGGGGCAUCAGCCCGCAGACCGAAGGGUCUCAGGUUCCAUUCCCAACCUAGGGCAUGUACCGCCAUUGCAGGUUCCAUCCCAGCCCCAGUUGGGUCACGUGAGGGAGGCAACCAAUUGAUGUGUCUCUCUCACAUUGAUGUCUCUCUCUCUCUCCCCACCCCUUCUCCCUCCCUUUCAUUCUCUCUGAAAAUCAAUGGAAAAAUCCUUUAGUGAGGAUUAAAACACAAAUGAGGAAAGCCAGCGACAUCCAGUGACUUGAUAGGAGGGAGGAGUCGGGACUUGUGGGGCAGCCCCUGUGCAGACUUGAGGACAGCUCCUUUAGCCGACUCACCCUUUCUGAAUGGCUCUUCCUCCUGCCGCCAGGCGGGCCUGGCUCUGUCAUUCCCUCCCCAACGCCGAGCACAGGUGCCUUGGGGGACAUGCUGGAGCCUAGCUGUGGAGGGCAGGGCAGGCAGUUAUUCUCAGAUGCUCAGGAGGGUAGAGUUUCAGAUUUGUUUAUGCCUCUAGGAGGCACCUUGGGCACGGGUGGUACGCCCGGCUCAGCGCUGACAUUCACCUUAGCUUGGCCAAGAGAUAGCUCAGAUGCCCCUGUUCUGCUGGGGGCAGUUGGCCCUGCAACUCCAGGCAGGCCCGGGGUCUGAAGCUCUUUCUAGGGUAUUUCAGGGGGUGCACGGUGGUCCUCACCAAGCCCUGGGCCAGCAGUGUGCCAGCCUGUGCCCAGGGGGCAGUUCACACCCGAGGCUGCCUGUUCUCCAGCAGGGUCAGUGCUAUUAAUAUCAGGCAAGUGCACAGCCCCAGCUGCGUGAUCCUCUUAUGCCUGUGACUUCGUCUCCGGCUGGUGGUGAGUGCUGUUCCUUCGGCACAGGGGCCUGAGGGGCUCCCAGCUGCUAGCUCCCUGCCUCCCAGUGGGUAGCCUCUGCAGCCAGGGGUCUGGCCUCACACUGGCUGCCCACCCACCCAUGGAGGGGCAGCUCACAUGGUUCCUGGGUUGUCCUAGGGGGCUGCUGUGGGCCUGAGGCAGUGUGGGGUGCCCCUGCAGACACCUCGGAUCAUCUUGUGUCCAGCCAUGAGCAGCCCCUCAGCUUACCCUGGCAUCAGGAUCUCAGGGUGCUGGGCCCUUGGAGCAGAAGGCAGCAGCAGCGCUGAGGCCUUGGACAGGCUCCUCCCGCCCGUGGGCACUGGGCGCUCGCCGCGGAAGCGCACCACCAGCCAGUGCAAAUCCGAGCCGCCCCUGUUGCGCACCAGCAAACGCACCAUUUACACGGCGGGGCGGCCGCCCUGGUACAACGAGCACGGCACACAGUCUAAGGAGGCCUUCGCCAUCGGCCUGGGUGGUGGCAGUGCUUCUGGGAAGACCACUGUGGCCAGGAUGAUCAUCGAGGCCCUGGACGUGCCCUGGGUGGUCCUGCUGUCCAUGGACUCCUUCUAUAAGGUGCUCACCCAGCAGCAGCAGGAGCAGGCUGCCCUCCACAACUACAACUUUGACCACCCGGAUGCCUUCGACUUCGACCUCAUCGUGUCCACCCUCCAAAAGCUGAAGCAGGGCAAGAGCGUCAAGGUCCCGGUCUACGACUUCACCACCCACAGCCGCAAGAAGGACUGGAAGACGCUCUACGGUGCCAACGUCAUUAUCUUCGAGGGCAUCAUGGCCUUUGCUGACAAGACGCUGUUGGAGCUCCUGGACAUGAAGAUCUUUGUGGAUACGGACUCUGACAUCCGCCUUGUGCGGCGGCUUCGCCGGGACAUCAGUGAGCGUGGCCGCGACAUCGCAGGUGUCAUCAAGCAAUACAACAAGUUCGUCAAGCCAGCCUUCGACCAGUACAUUCAGCCCACCAUGCGUCUGGCAGACAUCGUGGUGCCCCGAGGGAGCGGGAACACAGUGGCCAUCGACUUGAUCGUCCAGCACGUGCACAGCCAGCUGGAGGAGGGCCGCGCUGGCCUCGGCGCACCAGUGCCACCCGCUGCCGCGGACGCUGAGUGUCCUCAAGAGCACGCCUCAGGUGCGGGGCAUGCACACCAUCAUCAGGGACAAGGAGACCAGCCGGGACGAGUUCAUCUUCUACUCCAAGAGGCUGAUGCGGCUGCUCAUCGAGCACGCGCUGUCCUUCCUGCCCUUCCAGGUGUGCAGGGCUGGGUGGGGGGUGGGGCGCGCAGCCCCUCGUGCUCAUCAGCGCCCCCAACCUCUGUGCUGCAGGACUGCGUCGUGCAGACCCCGCAGGGGCAGGACUAUGCCGGCAAGUGCUACGCAGGGAAGCAGAUCACUGGCGUGUCCAUCCUGCGGGCGGGGGAGACCAUGGAGCCGGCGCUGCGGGCGGUGUGCAAGGACGUGCGCAUCGGCACGAUCCUCAUCCAGACCAACCAGCUCACCGGGGAGCCGGAGCUCCACUACCUGCGGCUGCCCAAGGACAUAAGUGACGACCACGUGAUCCUCAUGGACUGCACCGUGUCCACGGGUGCCGCGGCCAUGAUGGCUGUGCGCGUGCUCCUGGACCACGAUGUGCCCGAGGACAAGAUCUUCCUGCUGUCGCUGCUCAUGGCGGAGAUGGGUGUUCACUCGGUGGCUUACGCGUUCCCACGCGUGAGAAUCAUCACCACGGCCGUGGACAAGCGUGUCAAUGACCUGUUCCGCAUCAUCCCCGGCAUCGGGAACUUCGGUGACCGCUACUUUGGGACUGACGCCGUCCCCGAAGGCAGCGACGAGGAGGAGGUGGCCUCCAUGGGUUAGCUAGCCGCCAGUCUCUUCCAUCUGCGUCCCCACCCAACCUCCUGCCUCCUGGCCCUGCUUGCAGAGUACAGACAUGAACUUAUUCCAGUUUAAAGUGCUACCAGGAUAACUUACUCUCUACCUUUUUUUUUUUUAAAUAAAUCUUUAUUGUUCAGAUUA